Molecule: messenger RNA, 1383 nt
Organism: Osmia bicornis bicornis
Lineage: Eukaryota; Metazoa; Arthropoda; Insecta; Hymenoptera; Megachilidae
Exons: 2
Coding region: 1-1383 (460 amino acids)
Source: RefSeq, a predicted model, not a curated record
AUGGGCCGACCACAGGGCACACUAAGCGCAGGCGCGAAACGCACGAGAGGAGAUGACACUGCAGUCCCCAUGACUGCAGGUUGUCUCCCCAUCUCGCAGAUCAACUUGCAGCACUGCAAAGCGGCCACGGACCUCCUCCGUUGGCGACUUGCGGCGCAGCACACAGAUACACAGAAAUACACGGAUAUAGCCCUGAUACAAGAACCCUGGUUAAUCCAAGGGCAAGUAGGGGGGCUAGAUCUGAAACAAGGCUCCAUCUUCCAUGGAGACCUGGAGACUGGACCCAGGGCAUGCGUGUACGCGAAAAGAGGGCUCGGGGCAACGAAACUGGCAGAAUUCUGCACAAGAGACCAAGCAGCAGUCCUACUUCCAGCGGGGGUGGGAGGUAGCAGGGCGAACCUGGUGGUUUGCUCGACCUACCAGCCCUAUGACUCUGAGGGGCCCCCGCCAACGAGGGAACUCAGAGAGCUGGCGGACUACUGCAAGGUCAAGGGGCUGCAACUAGUGAUUGGAGGCUCUAGUCCAGCGUUUGUCACCUCCCGGCGACGGGAGGUGCUUGAUAUCACGCUGGGCUCCGCAAAUGCGGCCCAAGCCAUACAAGAUUGGCGUGUGGAAGACGAGGCUACACUAUCUGACCACAGGCUAAUCACUUUCAAGUUAAAGACGAAUGCAGACCUAAGGGCCUCGGAAUCAUACAGGAACCCCAGAGCCACCUGCUGGCCUCAAUACCGUGAGAGCCUAGAGGGAGAGCUCAGGGGGCACUGCGUGAUACCGAUGACCACGAAGGGGAUCGAGAUGGAGGUCGCAAGACUGCAGACCUCGAUCAUCGGCUCCUACGAAAGAUCAUGCUCGUUAAAACAAAGAAGAGAAAGCAAAAGGGUUCCCUGGUGGAACAAUGAACUGAAUAAGCUCAGAGCCAGGGCACGGAAGCUUCUGAACAAGGCGAUGAAGGCAAAUACCGCAGAAGCCUGGGACGCGUAUAAAGAGGCCCAGAAGGCCUACAAAAAAACGAUCAGAGUAUCUAAAAGAAGGACCUGGAAAAACUUCUGCCAAGAAACCGAGGCCCUACCGCUGGUAGCUAGGCUUCGGAAGGUAUUUGUGUCCGGGCCUCCACAAAAACCGGAAGGUCUAAAACUUCCAAAUGGAGGAGUCACAGGUGACUCCCUGCAGACGUUGAGGCACCUUAUGGAGACGCACUUCCCAGGCUCGGAACUAAUACCGGAGGAACUGUUCCAGAAGGAACAGGCACCUCUCAGGAACAGCGCACGGGACUGGGAACUGGCCUCAAAGGUGGUAACGAUAGACAGAUUAAGAUGGGCUAUAAACUCAUUUAGUAGGUACAAAAGCCCGGGUGUAGACGGGAUCUUCCCGGCUCUUCUUUAG